Messenger RNA from Otolemur garnettii (small-eared galago), 2738 nucleotides. RefSeq names its product solute carrier family 44 member 3 (gene SLC44A3). The transcript has 14 exons. Gene Ontology annotation, molecular function: transmembrane transporter activity. Gene Ontology annotation, cellular component: membrane. NCBI's taxonomy places the organism in Eukaryota, Metazoa, Chordata, Mammalia, Primates, Galagidae. The record is from RefSeq and is a predicted model, not a curated record. Gene Ontology annotation, biological process: transmembrane transport. Bases 36 to 1946 code for a protein of 636 amino acids.
UCUCCCGGUCCCCGGCCCGCGCCGCCCAGCGCACCAUGCAGUGCCUGGGCGCCACCUGCCCGGUUUCUGCAGAGAGAACCCCCAGGCAAAGAGAGUGGCGACCCCAGAUUUAUAGGAAAUGCACGGAUACGACAUGGUUAUUCCUGUUCUUUCUCUUUUGGACUGGCUUGGUGUUCCUCAUGGGCUACUCGGUGGUGGCUGGAGCCGCAGGAAGACUCCUCUUUGGCUAUGACAGCUUUGGCAACGUGUGUGGCAAGAAGAACUCCCCAGUGGAAGGGGCCCCUCUGUCAGGGCAGGACAUGACCCUGAAAAAACACGUGUUCUUUCUGAAUUCCUGCCACCUGGAAGUCAACGAAGUGAGGCUCAGCCCCACGGCCCUCUGCGUGUCCAGCUGUCCUGAGGAGCAGCUCGACACCCUGGAAGAGGUCCAGCGCUUUGCACACACCAAUGGAUCCUUUCUGUGUGUUUAUAAUUUGAAUUCCUUCAACUACACCCAGAGCCCCAAAGCAGACUUACUGUGUCCCAGGCUACCAGUUCCACCCAGCAAGUCUUUUCCCUUGUUUAACCGAUGCAUCCCUCAGACACCUGAGUGCUAUUCCCUAUUUGCAUCCGUUUUGAUAAAUGAUGCUGACACCCUCCAUCGAAUUCUAAGAGGAAUAAUGUCAGGAAAAGAUACAGUCCUCGGCCUGUGUGGCCUCGCAUUAGCCUUGUCCUUGGCCGUGAUGUUUACCUUCCGAUUCAUCACCACCCUUCUGGUUCACAUUUUCAUUUCAUUGCUUAUUUUGGGAUUGUUGUUUGUCUGUGGUGUCUUAUGGUGGCUGUAUUAUGACUAUACCAACGACCUCAGCAUUGAAUUGGACACAGAAAGGGAAAACAUGAAGUGCGUGCUGGGGUUUGCGAUUGUGUCUACGGUUGUCACGGCAGUCCUGCUUGUCUUGAUUUUUGUUCACAGAAAGAGAAUAAAAUUGACAGUCGAGCUUUUCCGAGUCACAAAUAAAGCUAUCAGCAGUUCUCCUUUCCUGCUGUUCCAGCCACUGUGGACAUUUGCCAUCCUCAUUUUCUUCUGGGUCCUCUGGGUGGCUGUGCUGCUGAGCCUGGGGACAGCAGGAGCUGCCCAGGUUAUUGAAGGUGGCCAAGUGGAAUAUAAGCCUCUUUGGGGCAUUCGGUGUAUGUGGUGGUACCAUUUAAUUGGCCUCAUCUGGACAAGCGAAUUCAUCCUGGCAUGCCAGCAAAUGACUAUAGCUGGGGCAGUGGUGACUUGUUAUUUCAACAGAAAUAAAAAUGACCCUCCAGAUCGUCCAAUCCUUUCGUCUCUCUCCAUUCUUUUGUGCUACCAUCAAGGAACGGUCGCGAAAGGGUCAUUUUUAAUCACUGCGGUGAGGAUUCCAAGAAUCAUUCUCAUAUGCAUUUAUAACGCUCUGAAAGAAAAGCAGCGAAGAGCAUUCAGGUUUGUGUUCAGAUGCUGCAACUGCUGUUCCUGGUGUCUUGACAAAUACCUGCACCAUCUCAACCAGAAUGCAUAUACUGCCACUGCCAUCAAUGGGACGGAGUUUUGUACAUCAGCAAAAGAGGCGUUCAGUAUCUUGUCUAAGAAUUCAAGUGAUUUUACAUCUGUUAACUGCUUUGGAGACUUCAUAAUUUUUCUAGGAAAGGUAUUGGUGGUGUCUUUCACUGUGUUUGGAGGACUGAUGGCAUUUAACUACAACCGUGCACUCCAAGUGUGGGCAAUCCCUCUGCUGUUGGUAGCUUUCUUUGCAUACUUAGUAGCCCACAGUUUUUUAUCUUUGUUUGAAACUGUGCUGGAUGCACUUUUCCUGUGUUUUGCUAUUGACCUGGAAACGAAUGAUGGAUCAUCAGAAAAGCCCUACUUUAUGGACGAAGAGUUUUUGGUAAGCAGACAUCUCCUUUCCUGUUAUAGUCCCCCUCGUCACAAUCCCAAGUUUUGAAGAUUCACGCAGAGGAGGUUCUGUGCCCAGCUUUCACUUUCUCUUCCUGAGGGCUCUGUGGGUCCUGCUACCGUGUGGCCUGAACGUCCUGAGGACAACUUGAAUCAAGAGUCCUCAGUAGGAGCAGUAGCACUCCUGCCCUGGGUGGCAGGUAUCUGGACACAGUAGGAGUCCAAGUCCCUUUGGUGCUAAUGGCACGGUGGUCGGGAAGUGUAACCAUUGACCUUUUAAGCAUUUUUGUGUCCUCAAGCAUCAUGUCAUAAGGCUGGAUUUCGGGGAGGGCACACUCUAGUGUAGACUCAUCAGCUUUGGUGCCAGGAUCACAGAUCUGCACUUCUCCGGCCCUUUAUUCACCAGGCCACACCCUGUCCCCAGCGUGAGCCCAGCCCCCACACUGCUUCUAUCUGGAAGUAGCAGGCAGCUGUUUGUAACAGCUUUCCCAGCAGUUGGUGCUUGUUUACUUUAUCCUAUAUAGACAGGGAUAGUUUAACAGCUCGGUGUCUUUUUUUACUGUCUGAGUCACAUGAUGUUUUUAAUAAUUUUCUUUUAUCCUGUCGCCAGUAAACCGAGGGGUUGCAGCCCUUUUAGCUUUAAGUAGAGCCCGCAAAGCAACUCUUCGGUGCAGCAGGCACUGAAGUUUAACAAGCACCAUUACAGAUUUACAGUGUAUCUACAUUCUCCAUAUAAAAUGUAAACGCGCCAUUUGUACUUUACUCAUUUGUAGUUCUCUAAAGAAAGUGUUCUUAAUGGUAGUAGGAAACCAGCUUCAGGUCUUCCUUCCCUGGUUCACAC